Lates calcarifer (barramundi perch) is the source of this 935-nucleotide messenger RNA. RefSeq names its product acyl-CoA-binding protein. The transcript has 4 exons. The record is from RefSeq and is a predicted model, not a curated record. Gene Ontology annotation, molecular function: fatty-acyl-CoA binding. Gene Ontology annotation, biological process: fatty acid metabolic process. The coding region runs from base 180 to 440 and encodes 86 amino acids. NCBI's taxonomy places the organism in Eukaryota, Metazoa, Chordata, Actinopteri, Centropomidae.
CAAGAUAGCUGCUGUUGCUGAUAGUGUUGACUCAAGAACCUACCCUGGGUUUUUUUUUCCCUCAGCAAGUCCCAACACAGACAAACUGACAUUAUUGCAGGACAAGUCGGACGAGCGCUGACUGAGAAGUGCGUUCAGCAGCACAUUGCUACAGCACAGGUGUGUUUCUCACUGCAGACAUGACUGAAUCCUUUGACAAAGCAGCAGAGGAGGUGAAGGUACUGAAACAAAAACCAGACCAAGAAGAAAUGACAGUACUAUAUGGCUUAUAUAAACAAGCCACAGUUGGCGAUAUAAACAUAGAGCGUCCAGGGUUCUUCGACUUCAUAGGAAAAGCAAAAUGGGAUGCAUGGAGCGCAAAACAAGGUCUUUCCAAAGAAGAAGCGAUGGCCGCCUACGUUGAAUUGGUGGAGAAGCUAAAGGCAAAAUAUGGAAUCUAAAGCCUAAUGUUCACUGUUGUGCUAAUGCCAGAUACAUUUUCAUAAACAGUUUCAGAGCAUCUGACUGACUAUCAAACAUAAAGAUUUGUUCUCUGGGCUUCAGCACUCUACUGUUUCUGUCCUCAAGCAAGCAACUUAUAAGGCCAAAUGUCCAACAACAGUUUCACCACUUUUAUCUGUGUAAGAGUUGCAUUAUGGGAAUUUUAGGAUACAUUGUUUUUGGAGCUUUAACCAGACUAACAGCUAACAGUCAGGUUAUCAUAACCUCUACAGCAUCAAUUUUGACCAUUCAUUCUUUAAUCUGCAUCUCUAAAGUCCCCUGUCUAUGGAAGUAGUCAGAGAGCCCCUUUAAUUUGAUUUUACUGAAUUUCAACCAUUUUAAUCAGGAUACCUCUAGGUUGUGGAUGUAUAGUGCUGCUUGAGUCAUACCAAAUUUUGUUUACCAAAAUUUUAAACUUCUUAACAUAAAUAAAAAUGUUAUCUAUGACAACUGAA